GUGCGCCCAGCCCGCCCUCUUCCGCUGUAGCUGUAGGAAUGGAAACAUCUGGCCCACGUGCCGGAAGCCAGCUUGAGGCGACGACGGCGCACCACUCAGCGUCCUACUGCGCUGAGCCCCUGCUGGUGUCAUCGCGAGACAAGCUCGCCGAAAUGGCCGCUUCCAGUCAAGGAAACUUUGAGGGAAAUUUUGAGUCAUUGGACCUUGCAGAAUUUGCUAAAAAGCAGCCAUGGUGGCGCAAGCUGUUCGGGCAAGAAUCUGGGCCUUCAGCCGAAAAGUAUAGUGUGGCCACCCAGCUGUUAAUUGGAGGCGUCACUGGAUGGUGCACGGGUUUCAUAUUCCAGAAGGUUGGAAAGUUGGCUGCAACAGCUGUGGGAGGUGGAUUCUUUCUCCUUCAGCUUGCAAACCAUACUGGGUACAUCAAAGUUGACUGGCAGCGAGUAGAGAAGGACAUGAAGAAAGCCAAGGAACAGCUGAAGAUCCGUAAGAGCAACCAUAUACCUACAGAGGUCAAAAGCAAAGCAGAGGAGGUGGUGUCAUUUGUGAAGAAGAAUGUUCUAGUGACUGGUGGAUUUUUUGGAGGCUUUCUGCUCGGCAUGGCAUCCUAAGGAGGACAACUUCACUUCCAUUAUUCCUGGUUUUUCCAACCAGCAGCCUCUUCACUCCAUCAUUAGGACAUCAGUCUUUCCUCCUCCUCCUCUUAGCCUAUGCCUUUCUCCCUGCUGUGGCAUAUCUGAAUGGCUUCUAUAGGCAUCUGUUGGUACAAGUUGGUACAGCCCUACUGUGAGCUUGACGGCGAUGGAAGAGACAAUAGACACUAGCUCUUCUCCCAGCACACUCCCCAGUUGACUAAUCUGUAGGUCGGCAAGAAUGUUCUUUUCCCCCUACAUAAGAUACCAGAGCAUGGUGCAAGGUGGCUCACCGUGGAGGAUGAGUGGAUCCUCAAAGGUUGUCCCAAACUUGAUUUGGAAAAGAAAUAACAAGCACGUAGAUAGAUACCUUAUUAUGUGCUGCAUGGAAAGAGACUGAAUACAUUUGCCUUUAAAUGUGAAAGAUUUUGAUAUCUUAGUGUCUACUUUCUUUAUUAGUUGGUUUUAGAUUAUGGAAAGAGAGCUGUUUAUACCUGCUAUAAUUAUCCUGACAAAAAUGGAAGCAUAAGCACUGUAAUUAAAUCUGAAUAUGGAA
This is a messenger RNA of Ceratotherium simum simum (southern white rhinoceros), 1185 nucleotides long. RefSeq names its product FUN14 domain containing 2 (gene FUNDC2). Gene Ontology annotation, cellular component: mitochondrial outer membrane. Gene Ontology annotation, biological process: autophagy of mitochondrion. NCBI's taxonomy places the organism in Eukaryota, Metazoa, Chordata, Mammalia, Perissodactyla, Rhinocerotidae. The record is from RefSeq and is a predicted model, not a curated record.